AUGACAAAGAUGACUCAGCAAUUUCUGCUCUACUUCAAAUCAAAAAAGAUUCAAGUAGAUUUGAGCGAGAACGAAACUGGGUAUUUGUUAUCAUCAUUUGAAAAAGACUCGAUUGUGAACAAUACUGAAUCGGUAUCGUCGUCAUUAGUGGACAUUGUUGAGGAAAUACCGUUUAGUUUACGCGCAAAUAAGGUGUUGAUAAUUGACUCUUUGAAGUCAGGAACUGGUAGGCUGGAUGAUAAAGAUAUAUCUAGAUCCCUUAUUGAACCUUUGUUUCAAUUGUUAGAAAUUGAAUUCACGUUAUUUAAAACCAAGACCGCUAGGUCAAUAGAAGAGAUUGCCAAAAGUUUAGAGCCUGUAAAUACUACAGUAAUAUUUAUCAGCGGAGAUACCUCAAUAACUGAAUUUAUAAAUGGGUUGGGCAAAAUUCAAGACGAUUUCAAACCGGUCUCUAUCUCAAUAUUUCCAAUUCCAGCAGGCACAGGAAAUAGUUUUGCCUUGUCACUAGGUUUGGCCAAUCAAUUAUCAGCCGUCGCUCAGUUAUUCAAAAGCACUCAGCUAUCGCCCCUUUAUCUAUACAAUUUAAAGCUCCCUCAAGGGUCCUACCACCUAGUCCAAAACGAAGCAAAAAAUCUCAUCAAUUCCAACAUGAGAUUCAUUGUGGUAUUUUCCUGGGCUUUCCACGCCAGUUUAGUUGCGGAUAGUGAUACACCAAACCUACGCAAAUACGGAUUGAAAAGAUUUCAAAUUGCAGCACAGAAUAAUUUAAGUAGAGUUCAGGAGUACCAAGGCGAUGUAAUUAUAAAAAGUGCCAGCGGAAGGGAAGAAAUCAUAAAAGGUCCAUUUGCAUAUUGGUUGUUAACCCCCGCACAAAAAUUUGAACCAACUUUUGAAAUCUCGCCAAGAGGAAACAUAUUGGAAAAUUGUCUAUAUUUGGUGGCGUUUAGAACAAAAGAAGAAGAAAGAAAAAAAGAUAAUAGUAGUAGUGGCACUGGCAAUUAUAUCAUGGAUAUCAUGACAGAGGUAUAUGACGGAGGAAAACAUAUUGAAAAUCCAAAUGUAAUCUAUAAGAAAAUAAAUAAAGGCGAUUGUGUAAAUUUGUUGACCAAAAAUUCAAAAGAAUUACAGCAGAGGCGAUUUUGUGUCGAUGGUAGUAUAAUUGCAUUACCAGAAACAAACAACCAUGAAAUAGAAAUUCAGGUGGGCGAUAAUAAAGAGGAGCAUGGAUGGAACUUAUAUAUAAUACAUUGA
Molecule: messenger RNA, 1251 nt
Organism: Lodderomyces oxycetoniae
Lineage: Eukaryota; Fungi; Ascomycota; Pichiomycetes; Serinales; Debaryomycetaceae
Exons: 1
Coding region: 1-1251 (416 amino acids)
Biological process (GO): sphingosine biosynthetic process; phosphorylation
Cellular component (GO): membrane; intracellular membrane-bounded organelle; cytoplasm
Molecular function (GO): lipid kinase activity
Source: RefSeq, a predicted model, not a curated record